ACUCGCGGGCCUUCGAGUCUGUUUUCCCUUUCUUGCUCUCUCUUUCUCGCUCUCUCAUCCUUCCCAUUUCUGCUACAAUAAGCAACCGGGAAGUGACGACCUCGCGCUGUUCGACGGAAUUCUUGAUCGGAGAAUCUGGCGCCGAUGGAGGCGUGCCAGGGGAUCCACCACCGCUGGACGCUCCGCGGCCUGGUCGCCUCUUUCGUUGACCUCGCCCUCGUCUAUCUCUUCCUCUGCGCAGCCGCCUUCGCCUUCUUCGUUUCCAAGGCCCUAUCCUUCGUCGGACUUUCCGCCCCAUGCUCCUGUGACCUCGUCCUCAUCGAACGCCGCCCUCAGCGUCAGCGUCAGCGUCGGGAGCAGCAGCCUACUCUCGGCUGCCUCCAGCGGUUCCUCCUUGACUACCCUGCCGGAAAGAUCGGAGGCGUCUUUGAUUCCGUCUGCACGGGCGAAUCGAGAGCCUCCCGUGUUGGAAGGUGCGACAAUUUCCGACUCGUCAAUCGUACUGGUGAGGAUAGAGGAGGCGCUUCCGACGGCGGCGGUAUGUUGGAGAUGGACCGAGGUGAGGAGUCUUGCAGCUCGGUGUCCCAACCGCGUGCACGAGAUUCCAAGAACCUGAGGCUUCUGAAUAACCAUAACCAUUUGGCAGAUAGAGGAGAAUCUUCAAACUACCGAGAUAAGGAUUUUGCCGAUGUAAAGGGGAACGCGGUCCUCCGACAAGAGAGGUCACCGAAUGUACUCAAACGAUGGAGACUACAGAAGAAGAAUAUUUCCAUCAAAAGCGCUUCUUUGUCUGACUUACCUUCUUCUGCGGAGGUGGGUCGGAAAGGGGAAAUGACCAUUGUUACUCCUUUGUGCACCAACGACCCUCUUCCUCUAGUACAGAGCAUUGCAAAUGCCAUUCCUGGAACCAAUUAUUUUUUUACAGGUGACCAGAAUGCUAUGGCUGAAGAAGUCAGUUCUACUAAUGCAUUGCAAACUACGGCUAAGGUCUUAUCUAAUGGCAUUGGGAGAUUUUGUGAUGAAGAUAAAAAUGAAUGUGAUGUAACAAGAGAACUGAGACAAGCACUCAAAGAAGAAAGGUAUGCUCGAGCUGCCCUUUAUCAGGAUCUGGAAAAAGAGAGGAGCGCUGCUGCAAGUGCAGCUGAUGAAGCAAUGGCCAUGAUACUCAGACUCCAGAAGGAGAAAUCAGCAAUUCAAAUGGAAGCUCGGCAAUAUGGGACCAUGGCAGAAGAGAAAUCUGCAUAUGAUGAAGAAGAAAUGAAGAUUCUUAAGGAUAUCAUUGUGCGGCAAGAAAGAGAGAAGUAUGCAUUGCAGAAAGAAGUUGAGGCAUACCAGCAAAUGCUUGUCAGUGCUGCUGGUGCUAAGCAGAUAUUAGGGAGUGAUUCGUCUAGUGCAGUGGAAUUAAUUGACAACAAAACUGGUACUUCAAUUGGUUCAUUUGAUGAUACCGAACUCAUGCUAAAAACGGUCUAUGAAUCCAUCAAAAAGAAUGAAAGGUUUCAUGGUGAAGUACAACGUGAUGAAAUAGAGUUUUUGGUGGCUUCUGGACAGAAAUCCUUUGCAGAACUUGCAAAAGAACCAACUAUGACUGAAGAGUUACAACAUUCAAGCAAUGUAGGUAACCAGUGCAAUGCUGAGGAGCAACUUUCAGAUUUUCCAAUUGAUACAAAUGAUUGCCAUGUGCAGGAAAAAGGUAUGUUAACAAUAGAAAAUAUUCUACCUUCAAUCCAAAGCCAUGAGUCUAGCUAUGGAAAUGGCUCUAGCUCGCCUAGGUUAAUUGAGGCACAAUAUAAUGUUUUCCAUGCUCCUUCUAUUUAUCUAAGCGAUACAGAAGAUAAAACACAAGAUAGGAAAUCUGAGGUUGGAGUUUCAUUAAAUGAUUUGUGCAUCAGGAAAAGUCUACGUGCAGAUGAAGUAGGUUCCAUCUCAUCUCAGGUUGAUACUGAAGCAAGUGUUCUUGAUGUGCAUGUAAUUGAUGAUGAAAUAGACAUGAAUAGAGAGGGAAAUAUGGGACAGUUAAAUACUCCUCAGGUGGUAUUGAGCAGAUCGCACAGAAGUGUGCCAAAAGAAUCAUCUUCAGAAAGUAACAGAAGUGGUGUGCCAAAAGAAUCAUCUUCAGAAAGUAAAGUGCACUGCUCGACUGAAAAUUUAAACACAAGUCUAAAUCCAUUAGACACAAACAUACACAGAAGGAGCUCAGAUGUGAUAACAGUGUGCCAUUCAGUUGAUGUUGCAGGCAAUAGAGUUCCACUGUUAGACAUGAGGAGGAUUUCCAUGCCUGUAAUCAAUAAUGAAAGAUGUAAACUUGAAAAUGAAGUUGAGUUCUUGAGGAAAAAGCUAAAAGUGAUUCAAGAAGGAAGAGAAAAUUGUAACUUUUCAGCAGAAAAGAAGGAAAAGGAGACUCGCAAUCUACAACGACUAGAGGAAAUAGCAUGUCAAUUACAGGAAAUCCGAAAAGCUACAGAGUUUUGAGAAAAUACAUAUGUUGUACCAGCUAGCUUUGAUAGUUCCUCUGAUUAACGUCUCCUACAUCAGCAAAUUGCCAGCCAUCAAAGAAGUGUUGGAUCAAAAAGUGGCCAAAAAUCUUUUGAGUGGACUUCUUUCAAAUGUUGAAAUAAAUGAAUGUAAGUAGAUUCUUUUUCUUUUCUUUGCUUCAUUUAGUCACGCAAACCUGUGAAACUUUUUCCUGGCUUGUCUGCCGUUUUUCCCCCCUAGUACUCGACAAUAUUUGUGGGCCGAAUUCCUUGCAAUUUCUUGUGCUUUGUACAGUAGAUACUUUAUUGCUAAUGAAACAGAAACUCUAUUAAAUU
This is a messenger RNA of Zingiber officinale, 2810 nucleotides long. RefSeq lists its product as uncharacterized. Bases 145 to 2472 code for a protein of 775 amino acids. The record is from RefSeq and is a predicted model, not a curated record. The transcript has 3 exons. NCBI's taxonomy places the organism in Eukaryota, Viridiplantae, Streptophyta, Magnoliopsida, Zingiberales, Zingiberaceae.